AAAAUUCCCGAUUCCAGCUUGGCAAUCGUUUCAAGUUCAAUGAGAUGAGAGAUGAGUCGACUAAGUCUUGGAGGCUCAAUACGUCUUCACGAUCUUCUGGAAGCGUCAGACGAUGAAUAUGGAUUUGUAAGGACCGAAGUGGAGCGUGCGCUUGACUGCAGAGAUGCGACUGAGGAGGAAAUAAUGAGAGAAUCACCAGUUCGAUUCAGCUAUAAGCUUCCUGAAGAGCAUGUCAUUCCAGCGGGUGGAGAGCUUCAGAAGUCUUCGACUCCAUCAGGAUCUGUUGAUGAUGGUGAACAGAAAGACAAAGUUUCAAUUGGGUCAAAUGAUUCGGGAAAGAAAGAAUCCGAACAGAGCAAAAUCGGAGCUCUUUUAGAAAAAGCAAAAAAGAAGACACACAAAUUGGUAUCAAGCAGGAAGAAGAACCAUUCUGAAUGCGGAACUUCAGAUGUAUCACCUCAUCCUUCAAUGAGAUCAUUAGAUUCCAUAAGUAAAUCAGAAGAAAGAAUUGCAUCGAGAAGAUCUUCUGGAGGAUCGUCGGAUCAAUUGAAACAAUCAAAAGUUCCUGAUAAUUCGAACGAUGAAAGUGUAGAGAUUCUUGAGGAAAUCGUGGCCAAAAGAACUGCUAAUCAGAAUUUAAUUGAUCCUGCAGACCCAUCUGAUCCAUUUUUGGUUCAAUCAUUCAUUCAUAAAUGCAGAGUUUUGCCCUUCUUUCGUGCACGAUUAGUCGUUUUCGGAUCUCUGAUUGCACUCACAAUUGCAUGUCCUGGUUUCAUUACAGGACUCAUGUGGGGGUUCUAUUCGACUGUUAUUGGAUUUCUAUACUUUUUCGUCAGCGAACCAAAACCAAAAGAUGAUCAAAAAGAUGAAUGGUUCACUGAUGAUGAAGUAGAAACUCAUGCAACGACGUCUCCACUUGGUGUUGAUAAUAUUGAUGAUCAAGGUUUCGGUCUUGGAGAAGGUGUGAUCUACAGAGGAUGGAUGAAUGAACUGAGAACUAGAUAUUCUCCUGCCAAUUACCAUGUCAAUUCGUCACAAUCGGUGUUGGUACGACUCGAAGGAUCCAUGUUGAGGAUUUGUCGUCCGGCAAAGGCAGUAUUGAAGCAUGCAUUUUAUGAUGAUCCAACACUGAAACAAAAUCAACCAUCUAUGGUAUCUCAAGUGAUUUACGAUAUGAAAGAUGCCACAGUUUCACUUCGACCGAAGCGUCUGGCUCGACGUCGAUGGUGGAGUCGAAAAUACCCGAUUCAUAUUCGGUUUGCACAUUCAUCAAGUUCUCUUGUGGAAAUUGAUCACUCAUCGAAGGCUAAAUCGAGAGGAAUGUCUCGAUCCGCAUCAAUGGCUCCACAUCCAAACAUAUCAGAAACGAGUGAAGGCAGACGGCAUAGUGUCUCUGAUGAAGAGACAGACGGGUAUACUGCCGAAAGUGAAGCUGAAGUAGAAGAUGAGAAGCGAAAAAUGGUACGAGCAAAUUCGGCGUCGGAUAUUCAAGAAUUUCGGGAGAGCAAUUCUCAUAAAAAGAGAGGAAGAAGUAUUUAUUUGUUCGUGAGAGCUGCAAGAGAAAAGGAACGAUGGUUCCAUUUACUUCGUGAAGCAUGUGCUCGAGCCAGAAAUUCCCCAAAAGUACGUCGAUGCAUGUCAGUAAUCGUUAAAACGUGUUCCUCUGCUUCACUUCCAGAAGAAAUUUUCCGUGGUGAAGAUGAUGCCACGAAUACUAGUGUCGCAGUUGAUGCUCUAGCUGCAGAGAAAGAAGACUUCAGUGAAUCAAUGUUCAAUAGUCCUAAACGAAUUUGCCUUCCAAAAGAGUAUGAAUAUUUAAAAUAUCGCAGCAAUUAUGCCUCAUUUGUCAAACAAAUUGCGACGAUUCUUUCGAUUCAAGUACCUCCACGACCAGAGAAGAACAGUACAGUUUCGGUUGAUCUUGGAACUAUGAAAUGGGCACCAGGAGCACAACAAAUAUCAACAGAACUUGUCGACAGUAUCAAUGUUCUCGCUACUCGUAUCUUUUUCGAUUUCUGUCGUGAUGAUUUUUGGAUCCGUCAAGUGAAACAGAAGAUUCAAAGUAAAUUGGCUACAAUUCAUCUUCCAUAUUUUAUUGAAAAGCUCGAAUUGGGAGAAUUGAAAUUUGGAACGGCUGCACCGAAGUUUACUGCAGUCUACACACCAAAAGUUGACGAAUGGGGAACUUGGGUUGAUUUUGAGAUGAAAUAUAAAGGUGGAAUCCGAUUGGUUCUGCAGACCAGUAUCAAUUUGUUGAAACUUCAAAGUGGCUCACACCAAGUGAAAACAGAGAAACGAGUAAAUCGAUGGACUGAAUCAGUGAGAGUCACACGAUACUCUGAUUCUGAUCUACCGGAAAGCCCUGAAAGCAGUCCUGAUGAGGACUUUGGAGCGAAAAACAAUUCAGAAGGGACAACAAAGGAAAAAACUGGAAAGAAAAUCCUAUCAAUCGUCGAACGAGCGGCACAAAGUUCACUAUUCCAGAAGGCAGCCAAAUUACAGGCUGUCGCGAGGCUGAUUGAGGACGUUUCAACGACACCAUUGAUGUUGAAUGUUGAAGUUGAAGAGGUAGAGGGACCAAUGACUUGUAAUAUUCCACCACCACCAAGUGAUCGAUUAUGGUAUGCAUUCCGUCGUCGCCCAAUUCUCAAACUCCGUGCAGUUCCACAAGUCGGCGAUCGAUCUGUGGAUCUUUCAACUGUUAGUGAAUGGAUUGAAACAAAACUCCGUCAAGUUCUGGAAAAGAAUCUCGUGUGUCCUAAUAUGGAUGAUAUAAUUCUCCCCGUUCUCUCUGGAAAUCCCCUACUCCACAUGGGAUACAAUAAGUAAACAGACUAUUCAAGUCUUUUUUCACAAAAUGUUUGUAUAUUAUUUUGCGUUUUCGUGCAUAGGCAUUAUUACUCAUUUUGAAUUCAUCUUUUUAUUUUUCGCCUUUUAUUUUCCAAAUCUUCACAACGGUGAUUUUCUUUGUUGUUGAUAGCUUAUGAUGUUCCGAUUACCAUUCCAUUUUUACUUUGAGACAUUAUUUUUAUUUGACAUCUCCUCGUCACUCUCCCUUUAUUGCUUUAAACUCCCAACUGAAAUGUUCUCCACGAUUUUAUUUUCUUUCCUUUUAUUGCACAUCCUCAAUUGUAUUGUAUUGUAGCUUAUGAGGAAUUAAUCAUUUUUCAAAAAGUUUAUUGCAAGCAAGUAAUGAUGAAACAUGUUACAGUGUCACGUUUUCGAAAUAAUAAAAAUGAACAUCAACAUU
Messenger RNA from Caenorhabditis elegans, 3250 nucleotides. RefSeq names its product SMP-LTD domain-containing protein (gene tex-2). NCBI's taxonomy places the organism in Eukaryota, Metazoa, Nematoda, Chromadorea, Rhabditida, Rhabditidae. Gene Ontology annotation, cellular component: endoplasmic reticulum membrane. Gene Ontology annotation, molecular function: lipid binding. The record is from RefSeq and is marked reviewed.